Messenger RNA from Brassica napus (rape), 926 nucleotides. RefSeq names its product cytochrome c oxidase subunit 5b-1, mitochondrial. Bases 169 to 687 code for a protein of 172 amino acids. The transcript has 6 exons. Gene Ontology annotation, cellular component: mitochondrial envelope. The record is from RefSeq and is a predicted model, not a curated record. Gene Ontology annotation, biological process: mitochondrial electron transport, cytochrome c to oxygen. Lineage: Eukaryota; Viridiplantae; Streptophyta; Magnoliopsida; Brassicales; Brassicaceae.
CACAGUCAAGACAUCUUUCGCGUGUUCCAACUCCGGCUACUGCAAACAUUUCCGCGCAUAGAAUGUAAGAACCGAUUUGGCACGUGCCUAGCUUCUCACGUACGAGUUAAAUUAGAAUCUCUCUAUUCUUCCAUCAGAAUCGUCUCUGAGUCAUCAUCGUUCGUCACCAUGUGGAGAAGAAUCGUCUCCUCCGGUCUCAAAACCCUAGCCUCUGAUCUCGCCGCGGCUUCUCCUCCUUGUCGAUCGAUAGCCGCCACCGCGAGACCCGCUGGCUCCUACCUCGCUGCCAAUCGAUCAGCCAUUUCUGCUUCUUCUUCUUCCGAAUCAGUAGUAGAGACUUCUGUGAAGAAGAAGAAGGUGGAGGAUGUAAUGCCCAUCGCCACUGGACAUGAAAAGGAAGAGCUUGAAGCUGAACUCGAGGGGAGGAGGCUGCUUGACAUCGACUUCCCUGAAGGUCCUUUUGGAACCAAGGAAGCUCCAGCUAUAGUGAAGUCCUACUAUGACAAGCGAAUUGUGGGAUGCCCUGGUGGCGAAGGCGAGGAUGAACACGACGUAGUGUGGUUCUGGCUGGAGAAAGGAAAGUCUUUUGAAUGCCCUGUUUGCACUCAGUACUUCGAGCUGGAAGUGGUUGGUCCUGGUGGGCCUCCGGAUGGUCACGGUGAUGAAGAUCAUGAGCACCACCACUGACUCCGGCCGCGAGUUUUGCUUUCUUUAAAUAUUUUUAGAUUUUUUUUUAUGAUUGGAAUAAGAAUAUAUAUAUAUAUAUAUAUAUAUAUAUAUAUAUAUAUAUAUGCUACUGGUGUAACACAGUUGAAAAUGUUUUUGAACCUUUUAGAACAACACUCGGUGUCGGAAGUUGUCGACAUGCCAAAACUCUUACUUUUGUAAGAAUUUUUGAGUCGGAAUCAUUCUUGCCUUUUUGCUUA